Molecule: messenger RNA, 786 nt
Organism: Polychytrium aggregatum
Lineage: Eukaryota; Fungi; Chytridiomycota; Chytridiomycetes; Polychytriales
Exons: 6
Coding region: 1-786 (261 amino acids)
Biological process (GO): NAD+ biosynthetic process
Molecular function (GO): nicotinate-nucleotide adenylyltransferase activity; nicotinamide-nucleotide adenylyltransferase activity
Source: RefSeq, a predicted model, not a curated record
AUGUCGACCAGCUCCCUGAUUGCCACCGACCCCGAGGGCUAUGAGUUCCCCAGGUCCAAGCUCCGAACGCUGCAAGAUCCCUCAAAGAUUCCCCUGGUGGUCGUGGCGUGUGGCUCCUACUCACCAGUCACCUACCUCCAUUUGAGGAUGUUUGAGAUUGCAUACGACGCUCUUCGAGAUCAAGGUGUCUAUGAGGUGCUGGGAGGCUACUUUUCGCCCGUCAGCGACAUGUACUCCAAGCCCGGCCUGGCCCCAGCCUCGCACCGAAUAGAAAUGUGCCAGCGUGCCGUCGAGACAAGUUCGUGGAUCAUGGUCGACACCUGGGAGCCCAAGCAGUCGAGCUACCAGCGCACCGCGACGGUCCUCGAUCAUUUCCACGAGCAGCUGAACGGUCCAGACUCGCCAUCGGGCGGUCGCGGCAUUCUCCUCCCUGAUGGCUCAAGGACGGAAAUCCGUGUUAUGCUUCUCGCUGGCGGCGAUCUCAUCCAGUCAUUUGCCGUUCCCAAUCUGUGGGCGACCGCUGAUCUCAACCACAUUCUUGGCAAGUACGGCUGUGUCAUUAUCGAACGAACAGGCGCCGAUGUCCAUGAUUUUUUGCUCUCAAACGAUUCGCUGCAUCAACACCGGAAAAAAGUCAUCGUCUGCAAGCAGUAUAUCCACAACGACAUCAACUCAACCAAGAUUCGACUGUUCAUCCGCCGCGGCAUGUCUAUCAAGUAUCUGCUGCCAGAUCGAGUUGUUGACUAUAUCCACGAGCACAAAUUGUAUCUCCCGGACUCAAAGUAG